This is a messenger RNA of Saprolegnia diclina VS20, 981 nucleotides long. RefSeq lists its product as hypothetical. NCBI's taxonomy places the organism in Eukaryota, Oomycota, Saprolegniomycetes, Saprolegniales, Saprolegniaceae. The record is from RefSeq and is a predicted model, not a curated record. The transcript is spliced from 4 exons. Bases 1 to 981 code for a protein of 326 amino acids.
AUGUUCCAGCGACCCAAGCAAGAGCUCGAGUACCUCCACGCCAAGCACGCCAAGCUAUCGCACACGCUUGGUGAAAUCCAAAAACGGCUCGCCAGCGUACCCGCCGCUGCCCGCCCGUGGCAAGCCCGCGCCAUCGAGCAAGCUACGGUAGCCCAUCGAUCAAUGCAGGAAAAUCUCCGGCUUCGUGACAUGGUGACGGAGCAGCUCCAGGUCAUCGAAGCUCUCGAGCGCGUUUUGGCUCAGCCAAAAAGCAUGGCCUUUCUCUCUAACGACGCUGUUUGGCAGCUAGCGAUUCUGUCGUCCAAGCAUCGCACUGUGCACUUGGAGAAACUCUUGGACGCGCAGUGUGCCAAGCGCGAGCACGAGUGGAUUCGAUAUGGCUUGCACGAAGUCCGGUCGAGCUGCUCUGAGAUGCGCAAGGUGUUUAUCGAGACGCAAGGAUCGAUCUCGGUCGUCUUUCUCAUGUCCAAGCACGUGCAACUUCCGCUUCGCGACAUGGAAGAUACGCUAUGGGAUCACAUGCGCACAGGCAUCCACGACACGUCCUCGGUGCUCGAGACGCAUCAUCCCAACCUUGUCUACCUGAGCGAGCUCGUGACGUUACCGGACCCAUUGAUGCCGAAGCUGGAGGCCCGGAUGGCGCUUCGUCGGUACAUCGACCCUGGAAGUAGCUCGUCGCUCUUUGUGUGGCGGUCGAUUGUCGAGGACGAGUUGUACCCGUUCAAUGCAGCGCACUUGAUUGCAAACGUCAAAGGCUGGGCUCUUGUCGAAGCCACGGGCGAGAAUGCAACGUUCGUGCAGAGCUGCAUUCGCAUGCACCUGCCCGAGCGCUCCCUGCACUGUGCGUCCAUCGAGCCGGCAAAUGGCACGUUGACAGAGCUGCUUUUGCAAUCGAUUGAAACCAACAGCGCCCGUGCGAGCAGACGCAUGGAGGACGCCAUCGUCGCGCUUCAGCACGACUUAACUAGUAGCUCGUCGUAA